AGUAGUAUUAGUACGGAACGAAAAUGGCGCAUUAUUCGUGAGAAAAGUGCGAGCGACCUCUACUCUUUCCGUUUUUCUUUUCCAUUCUAGGGCUUCACGUCGCACGUGAAGGCUCUUUUCCGGUUUGUCAAAAUGGGUAUCGAUAUUAACCAUAAACAUGAUAGAAAAGUGCGGCGAACGGAACCCAAAUCUGAGGAUGUGUAUUUACGUCUUCUCGUCAAGCUGUACCGCUUCCUGGCGAGAAGGACAAAUUCAAAAUUCAAUAGAAUUAUCCUCAAGCGGCUCUUCAUGAGCAAAAUUCAUCGACCUCCCAUCUCGCUUGCACGCAUUGUGCGAUUCAUGAAGAAACCUGGACGGGAGAACUGCAUCGCGGUAAUUGUUGGUACCGUCACCGAUGAUGCUAGAAUCUUCGAGAUUCCAAAAUUAACGGUGUGUGCUCUGCGUGUUACCACAAGAGCACGGGCACGGAUCUUAAAGGCUGGUGGUGAGAUCAUCACGUUGGAUCAGUUGGCGUUACGUGCCCCAACCGGUAAACAUACGGUCUUGAUGCAGGGCCCGCGCAAGGCUCGUGAGAGCGUGAAACACUUUGGCCCGGCACCAGGUGUACCGCACUCUCACUCGAAGCCGUACGUGCGAUCCAAGGGCCGAAAAUUCGAGAGAGCGAGAGGCCGCAGGCGUAGCUGCGGUUAUAAGAAAUAAAACUUUUCCAACAUACACUUCGAUUGAUGUCUUGUUAAUCAUCUCUUUUUCACAGAGUUAGGUAGCUGAAAAAUAAACAUUGGCUCUUUAUAA
Ooceraea biroi (clonal raider ant) is the source of this 792-nucleotide messenger RNA. RefSeq names its product 60S ribosomal protein L18. Gene Ontology annotation, molecular function: structural constituent of ribosome; RNA binding. Gene Ontology annotation, biological process: translation. The record is from RefSeq and is a predicted model, not a curated record. Gene Ontology annotation, cellular component: ribosome; cytosolic large ribosomal subunit. Lineage: Eukaryota; Metazoa; Arthropoda; Insecta; Hymenoptera; Formicidae.